GUCAAGUCAGUGUGGUGAAUGGUGGUAGUAAACAAACAGUUUCAGAACGUUAAGAUUAUUUUUGUGGUGUCUAAUUCAAUACUGAACUUGUCAGAGGUAUCCUAAUAUUCUACAAAUAAAAUUAAAUUUAUUUGGAAGAAAUAAUUCUGAAAUGACAGAUAGGAAGUUACCAAAUAUUUUAAUUACUGGAACUCCUGGAGUGGGGAAGUCUACCCUCUGCUAUGAGUUGGCAAAACAAACUAACUUUGAGUGGCUGGAAGUGGGGAAAAUAGCCAAAGAACACCAAUGUUAUGAGUCCUAUGAUGAUGAGUAUCAGUGCCCCAUAUUAGAUGAAGUUAAGUUGUUGGACGAACUGGAGGGACGAGUAGCAUCAGGGGGUAAAAUUGUUGACUAUCACAGCAGCGAGCUGUUCCCUGAACGCUGGUUUGAUGCAGUAUAUGUGCUACGAGCUGACACGAAAACACUUGAAACGCCACGCAUUCCUGAAGUAUCAAGGGACUGGGCAUCACUAUCUAACAACUCAUCUGCUAUGGUUGGAGAAGUUUUUUACAGAGGUUAUACCGGGAAAAAGUUUGACGACAAUAUCCAAUGUGAGAUCUUCCAAACGGCACUUGAAGAAGCACAAGAGGCAUACCGAGCAGAAAUAGUUCAUGAGCUACAAAGCAAUACUGACGAUGAUAUGUCUGCUAACCUGAGCACAAUCAAUAAUUGGAUACAGAAGUGGAAGCAAGAGCACCCAACUCAUUAAUACCAAAGAUUGAACUAUUCAUUGAAGAUUAUUAAAUUUAAAAAAUGGCAACAAAUAAUAUACUACUGCACCGCCAGGAGCUCACCAUAUCACAGCAAAUUGAAGAAUUAAAGAACUGGCACAGACAGCAACAGUUU
Molecule: messenger RNA, 885 nt
Organism: Homalodisca vitripennis (glassy-winged sharpshooter)
Lineage: Eukaryota; Metazoa; Arthropoda; Insecta; Hemiptera; Cicadellidae
Product: adenylate kinase isoenzyme 6-like
Exons: 6
Coding region: 152-748 (198 amino acids)
Cellular component (GO): cytoplasm; nucleus
Molecular function (GO): AMP kinase activity; ATP hydrolysis activity; ATP binding
Source: RefSeq, a predicted model, not a curated record